Molecule: messenger RNA, 1932 nt
Organism: Drosophila novamexicana
Lineage: Eukaryota; Metazoa; Arthropoda; Insecta; Diptera; Drosophilidae
Gene: Ir56d
Exons: 1
Coding region: 1-1932 (643 amino acids)
Source: RefSeq, a predicted model, not a curated record
AUGGACAAACUGGCAGCUGAGCUCAUACUGCGCCCCGCGUCAGCGGAAACGGUGGACCCGACGCCGACGACAGCGGCGGAUACCGUGAAUGCGACAAUUGUAAAACAUUUGCAAGCGAUUAACAAUAAAUUUGUAAUCAACAUUGUGCAACACAUCGAUGAUGUCUACCAUUUUCACAAUCUCAUCUUUUACAUAUCCGAGAAACUGAAUCUGAACAGUGCCGGAGGCACAGAUUUCUUCAAUCGCUUCUGGCUAAAGUUCCCGCUAGUGCCGCGCAUAAUUGUGAGAAACAACAAUAGCUCGGCCAAUUCGAAUACGUCGAUAAGAAGUCUAAUAAGCACGCCGUCUCUGGUCAUGAUCUUCACAACGCAUCACACGGAUCCCAUUAUGGAGGUGGCCUCGCAGGGACUGAAGGGCAUGCGCUGGCUGAAAACCAUAUUUGUGCUCUUUCCGUAUCUGAGCAGCAGCGAAUAUCACGAUAGUUUCGAUACGUUCACCCAGUUCUCCAACAUAUUCCGGGAUGUGCUGCACUGGGCCUGGGCCAAGCAGUUCAUCAACACAUUUCUGCUGACCAUCAACAACAAUGUGUACCAACUGGAUCCGUACCCAAAGCUUAGCAUUUUGAACAAAACCCAACAGUGGCGCAGUUGGGACUUUUACAGGCAGUACAACAACAAUAUGAUGGGCUAUCCGCUAAGCACGCCCAUUUUUUAUGAUAUGCCUCGUGUUUUCCGGGGCGCCGAUCAGAAGACUGUCUACGGCACUAGUGCCAAGCUAUUUCAGGGCUUUCUGCAGUUUGUGAAUGCCACAAUGCUGGACACUAGCGCCAAUCUGACCAUAAAGAGCUUCGAUUUGCCCAAUCUCUUGGAGCUGGUGGCACAGGGCGUCUACGAGACGCUGAUACACUCCUACACGGAUCUCGUGGGUAACUAUUCGGUGAGCUUCAGCUAUCCCAUUGGCAUCAAUGACUGGUGCCUGAUGGUGCCCUAUCGCAACGACUCGCUGCAGGAGCUCUAUGUGCGCGAGGCACUCCAGGACAAUAUCUGGCUGCUGUUGAUCCUGACCAUGCUCUACGUGAGCUUUGCCAUUUGGUUAUGCACGCCGCAGCGGCCGCGUGAUCUGAGCGCCGCCCUGAUGCAGUGCAUCUGCAGCCUGACAAACAGUCCGCCAAUAUUUAUACUGCGAUCAGCUGCACGCCGGAUGCGCUAUUUGUACAUGGUGCUCAGCAUCAUGGGAUUGGUCGCCUCCAAUAUGUAUAUCAGUAAAAUGACCAGCUAUUUUACCUCGGCGCCGCCACAGCGACAGCUGAAUACUGUGCAGGACAUCAUUGAUGCCAAUCUGAGGAUAUUGGUGCAGGAAUUUGAGUACAAUGCACUUAGCAGCCGAUUGGAACAGUUUCCGGCCCGUUUCCUGAAGCAAGUGAAUAUCGAGGAUGCGAACUUCAUUCAGCAGCAUCGCGACCUGCUGAACGCCACCUUUGGCUAUUUUGUGUCCAGUGAUCGUUGGGAUACAAUUGUCAUGCUGCAGAAGCAUCUGCGUGUUCCCGUCUUUCGGCUGACGCAGAUCUGUACGGGUCCCUUCUAUCAUGUCUUUCCCAUGCAUCUGGACUCGCAUCUACGCUCGCCGUUUCAGAACUUUAUUCUGAUCUCCCAGGAAUCCGGCCUGGGCCUUCACUGGAAGUGGGAGGCUUUCUGGGAGGCUUUGUAUAUGGGCGUCAUACGGCUGAUUAUUGUGCACGAGCAGCCGCAGCCGCUCAGCAUGAGUUUCUUUUCCAGCAUGAUGCGCACCUGGUGCAUUGGCCUGGUGCUCGCUGGAUUCGUUUUUGUGCUCGAGAUGAAGUGGCAUCAGCUUGUGCUCAAAGAAUACUGCCUAAAGCUGUGGAACAGACUGCGCAGGAUCUUAAGAAGGCGCAGAAGCGUUAGAAGAAAAUAA